GGCAGUUGGAAGUUGUGUAUUCAGUAUGCUUGUUGACAUUUGUUUGUCUAACUAUUGGUAUAUUUUUGUGUGUGACCGUUGGUGCACCUGUUUAUUUUCGAUUUAGCUGUAUUUGUUUGUCCUUUCUGUUUUCUGACUGUUACCACAUAGUUGGGUUUGUUUUUUUCUUCAUUUUUCUCACUACUCCCUGGCUGUUGUUACAUGUCGUGUAGGUCCUUGCUUUUUAAAAAUCUAUUGUUACAUUAAUUGUUUAUUCAUGCUACCCUGAACUGUUGCCACAAUUCAUUUUCCUUGCUACUCAAUAACCGUUGCUUCAUUUAUGUACCUUAUUGUUGUUAAAUUUGUUUGUCUGACUGAUUUUACAUUAAUUGUUUAUUCAUGCCACCCCUUGCCCUUGCUAACCUGCGCCUGUGGUGUAGUGGCUAUGCGCUUUGCUGGUGCAUGCAGGAGACCAAAGUUCAAUUCUCGAGUGGGGAAAAUUUGAAAGAGUAUCUCUGUUUUUCUGCAUGGAUGUUGUAUCCUUUUCAGCCCAGGAUGGCUUUGACUGGCAGGGUCGUAAGCUCCCUUUCUAAAUGAUCUGAAUUGUGUCCAUGUGGCCGCAAAAAAACUGCACUUGAUAAUAAUUAAUAAUCGUUACAAACACUUGUUUUUUGUCCAUGCUAUUCCCUAACCGUUGCUACGUGUGUGUGUGUCCGGCAGGCAGAGGCUGUCCAGCACUCCCGUUUGUGCCCCAGCUGACGAUGGUCAAGAAGUUACGGGGUGGCCUGGUCAAGUUCUUCUGUGGGUCUGGACUCAGGCUGGUAGGAGCAGAAGAAAUCUACUGUGAUGGAACCAACUGGAAUCUCCCACCGCCAACGUGUAUAGGCGUAGAGACCACAACGGUGGCAAUCCCAACAACAACGACGUCAUCAGCAACACCAACCGAGGACGUCGACGACUUUACUUAUGUCCACACACCCAAGAGCUCCUCUGCCACCAUCACUCCAACCUCAGAAACCACCCCAAACACAACAGCAACAACAACAACAACAACAACCGCCACCACGAGAAGACAAACAUUCACAGCACAAUCAUCCGUGACAACAACAUCCACAACCACUCCCACGACAACGAGCUCUCCCCCCAAAACAGAAACAACAACACCACCAACAACACAAACAACAAAACCUACAACAACACCAACAACACCAACAAUACCAACAACAACAACACCAACAACAACAUCAACAUCAACAACAACACCAACAUCAACAACAACACCAACAUCAUCAACAACAACAACAACAACAACAACAACAACAACAACAUCAUCAUCAUCAUCAUCAACAACAACAGCACGUGGAGAUGCCGAGGAUGUGAUCAAGGAUGUUGGUGCCUAUGUGACAUUUUUCACUGAUGGAUCGGCUUUCGCAGAAUACGACGAAGUGGAGCAGCAGCAGUGGUGA
Aplysia californica (California sea hare) is the source of this 1445-nucleotide messenger RNA. Its product is annotated as cell wall protein DAN4-like. The record is from RefSeq and is a predicted model, not a curated record. Bases 657 to 1445 code for a protein of 262 amino acids. The transcript has 4 exons. NCBI's taxonomy places the organism in Eukaryota, Metazoa, Mollusca, Gastropoda, Aplysiida, Aplysiidae.